This is a messenger RNA of Paramecium pentaurelia, 1853 nucleotides long. NCBI's taxonomy places the organism in Eukaryota, Ciliophora, Oligohymenophorea, Peniculida, Parameciidae. The record is from the annotation of a GenBank genome assembly.
AUGAUCUAAAAAACUGAGUACUUAGCUGAUGAAGCCAAAGAAAGGGAAUAUAGAAUUUAAAGUAAGGAUGGUUUAUAUUAAUAAAGGAAUGGAAAAAUAAUUGAUUGAAAAUUAAUUUAGUAAGCAAGCAUAUCCAAAAAAAUAUGAUUAUACUCAUUCCAAAAAUAAUUAUGCAAUUCCAAUAAAUCAAUUAGAUUACAAAUCAUUUUAUCAAUCAUAUAUGCCUUCAGAUUAGAAAUAGUCUCAGAAUUUAUAAUUUCCUUAAAAUAAAACUUCUUCAUUUAAAUUAAGCUAUGAUAUUAAUGAUAAAGAUUUAACACCAAAUAAAAAGCAAUAAUAAUUAUAAUAUAGAGUUAUUUUAUAAAAAUAAGUUGAAGAAAAACAAAUUUUGUUAUAAUAACAAAAAAUAAAGCAUGAAUACACUGAUAUUUUUACUAAUAAUUAGAAUAGUACACCAAAUAAUAAAAUAAACAGUUUAAGUAAGGCUGAAUAUUAGAAUUAUUUGUAAUUGUAAAUUUAAGAAAAAUAAAGCAGUAAUAAAAUAUAUAAUACACCUAUUAAAAAUUAGUAACAUGUUGAGGAGUAGAAUAAAGAUAAAAAUAUUAAAGAAUCAAAGGAAUUUUCAAUAAUUUAAAAGCAAUUAAAAUAAUAUUAAGAAGAAAAAAAAUAAAAAGAUCCUAAACUUUUACUGCAGUAGAAAUUCGAAGAGUCAACAUCAAUUCAUGAAAAAACAAAAGAAAAGUCAUUUUCUCCUGAACAUCAUAAUAAAAAGAAAAAUCUACUUUAGGAAGAUGAAGAGGAAAAAUUUAGAACACAAUAACAGAAGAGUUUUGUUUCUAAAAUUUUGAUAGAAUAAAUAUAAGAGAAAUAAAAAAAAAGAGAUGAAGAGAAGAAGCAAUAAGAGACAGAAGAUAAAAUGGCCGAAGAGAGAUGGAAAAAUGAGGUUUAAAUAAUGAAGGAUGAGAAAAAGAGGGAGGAAGAAUUGAAAAAGGAAUAACAAGGAAGUAAUUGAAUUAUGCUUAAUGAAUUAUUUAGAAAUUCAAUAGGAAAAUAUACGAAUGCAUUAAUUGAAGCUAAAGCAACAAUAAGGGAGAAACAGAAGUAAAUCAAAUACAUUAUAAUAAUCAAAGAUAGAAGAAGAACUUUAAGAAGAAUUGGAAAUGAUUUAAUAAGAAAUAGAAGAGGAUUAAUAAUCAAUUUAAAAAAAUGAAUAGUUGGAAGAAUUAUAAUAAUAAUAAUAAUAAUAAUAAUAAUAAUAAUAAUAAUAAUAAUAAUAAUAAUAAUAAUAAUAAUAAAAUGAAUUUAAUAUUAAACCAAAUAAAACUUUAAGUUAUGUUGAUUAAUAAAAUCUAGAAAUAGAAAAGAUAAAACUAUAAAUGAUCUAAUAAUAAUAGUAAUUAGAAAGACAAAUUCAUGCUGCUAAAAAUUUAGCAUAAAUAGGGUUAUUAGAAGGAAAGAAUAGAAUCGAAAAAGAAUUAAUUUUAUAAAAAAAUAAAAAUAAUAAACAUUUUAAUGAAGAUUAUGCAAUUGCUUUGUUAAGUAAAAAUUAAAGUAAAUAUGAAUAUGAAUUACCCUUUCUAUUUAAUUAAAAAAUUUAAUAAGAUUAAUUAUACAGAGAUAAUUUAAUAGAUAAAGUUCAAUUAAAUGCCUAAUCUAAAUUAAUACCUAUAUCUACUUAGCAUAAUAAAAAUCCAUCAACUUAUUUAGUAAAUCCAUAGCAAUAAUAGAUAUAAACUCGAUCAAAAUCAAUAUCUCAACACUCAAAAUAAAAUUAUCAUAAAUAAUUAAUAGAUUUAAAAAAAAGCAAAUAAAAUGAUGCUUUGAGCUAAUUACUUUUAGAGUAUCAUGAAUGA